UGAGUGUACAACAUGAGCUGAUAAUUACGCUUAAUUUGAAUUCAGGUUAAUUUUAUGAGAACUAUAUAUAGUCGAAGUGACGCCAACUUCCUUAAGGGAGGAUUUUAAUGUAAAGUAGAAAUAUACUCUGUGGCUGCAGGGCGUGCAUUAUCUGGAUUACGCGAAUUAAAAGCUGAUCAUCUGGAGAUGAGUUAUUUCCUGGUUGGGGGCUGCAGGAACAAGGAGAACCUGGCUCCUAUAGUACAGAACUUCAUGGAAGUACCUCGCUCACAGUGGGAUUUGAGGCCGAAACAAAGGGCUGUACUAGGAUCUCUAAGUGAAAAUGAUCAGCACAGCAGAUCAUUUGGUCAGGGCACUCUGCACUCCAAGAAUGGAUCGCUUUGGGAUAAUGCAUUCCCUUCAUCCCAGAAGAUGGCUUUUCCUACUUGUCCCUCUACAUCAAACUUUGAAAUCUAUGUGGAGGAACCUGAUGCGAUUGUCCAGUCUGUCCCCAGCACACGACUGUCUGAAGAACCACCGCUGCAAUAUGAAGAGUCCUCCAUGUUGGAGCACAGAGAGUUCUGCCUCUUCUUGGACCUUAGUUCGGCAGGGUCAUGCCAGGAUGCAUCCAUGCAAUCUCAACCAGAGGAUGAAGAGCCCUUGCCACCUCCAGAUUCGCUCGAAUAUGUGAAGGACAUCUAUUGCCACUUGAGGGAGAGUGAGGUCAAGUGCAGACCCAAGCCUGGGUACAUGAAGAAACAACCGGACAUUACCAACAGCAUGCGCGUUAUCUUGGUGGACUGGCUGGUUGAAGUUGGGGAGGAGUAUAAACUGUGCCUGGAGACUCUCUACCUGACUGUGAACUACCUGGACAGAUUUCUCUCCUGCAUGUCUGUCUUGCGAGAGAAGUUGCAGUUAGUGGGGACAGCAGCUGCUCUUCUUGCGUCGAAAUAUGAAGAGAUCUACCCCCCAGAGACUGACGAGUUUAUCUACAUCACCGAUGAAGCCUACACAAAGAAGCAGCUGCUACGGAUGGAGCACUUGUUUCUCAGGGUCCUAGGCUUUGAUAUGACUGUACCUACAACUUAUCAAUUCUUGAGGCAGUUCCUGACUAUUGAAGCAGUCUGUAGUAGAACAGAAAACCUUGCCCUAUAUGUAUCUGAACUAAGCCUGCUGGAUGUGGACCCUUUUCUAAAGCAUCUCCCAUCUAAGGUUGCUGCAGCAGCAUACUGUCUUGCAAACUACACACUUAAUGGGAGACUGUGGCCUGAAUCUCUCUGUGCUUUCACUGGUUACUCUGUACAUGAAAUUGCACCUUGCCUGCAAGAUCUUCACAAGGUGUAUCUUGGUGCAGCUGAUCGACCACAACAGGCCAUGAGAGUAAAGUACAAGAGCUCUAAGUACUGUGGUGUAUCUUUAAUAAGCCCUCCAGACUCCCUCCCAGUGCAUUAAAGGAUUCCACUAGCCCUCCCCGGAAUGGAUCAUGUGAACAAAUGGCACUUAACUUGGCUAAAGUUGAUUUUGUACCCUUGGGACUCCAGGAGAUGACCUGCAAGUGCCUCAGAACUUUUAAUCUUUUUAUUUUUUUACAAUGUUUAUGAUGGUUCUGAGAUGGCUAUCAAAUGAACAAUAAAAUUUUAUCCUAAGUAA
Messenger RNA from Lepisosteus oculatus (spotted gar), 1629 nucleotides. RefSeq names its product cyclin A1 (gene ccna1). Gene Ontology annotation, molecular function: cyclin-dependent protein serine/threonine kinase regulator activity. The record is from RefSeq and is a predicted model, not a curated record. Gene Ontology annotation, cellular component: cyclin A2-CDK2 complex; cytoplasm; nucleus. Gene Ontology annotation, biological process: mitotic cell cycle phase transition; regulation of cyclin-dependent protein serine/threonine kinase activity. NCBI's taxonomy places the organism in Eukaryota, Metazoa, Chordata, Actinopteri, Semionotiformes, Lepisosteidae.